This is a messenger RNA of Protopolystoma xenopodis, 456 nucleotides long. NCBI's taxonomy places the organism in Eukaryota, Metazoa, Platyhelminthes, Monogenea, Polystomatidea, Polystomatidae. The record is from the annotation of a GenBank genome assembly.
AUGAUUCUGACCCAAUUGCAGUCUAAUCUACAUCAACAGCAACAGUUAAAGGAUCAGAUCUCAAUUUCGCAGUCAAAUGUUCCAAUGGGACCCGAGAAGCAGAUUCAUCAUCAGCCUCAAUCGCUGCCUCAUUCACAACUUGCUUCUCAUUUGGAAUCAAAUCGCAUGAGCUCCCCCAUACCUACCCCGGGCAUGGCUGCGGGACCUCCAUCUUCACUGAAGGACUCGAUAAUUCCUACUUCACCUUCUCCCCCACCUCGUAAACUGGAGUCCGAACCAUUUAAUCCAGCCUUAGGAACUUCGAAUUCUGAAGCUGCUGAUAUUGGAUCAAGUGUCGCUACAAUUUAUCAUUCUGAAAUUGACACCCGGUCGCCAAAUGAUGUAUGUAAUCACACAGAAACAGUCGAUUCAUGUCAGAUGGAUCGGCCUACAUCAGUAGGUUUUGAAUUGUUUUAA